GCAGUGGGAGUGAUCCUGAGGAUAGGUUGUUUUUUUUCGGCUCCACAAAAGCAUGUUAGAUGACAAAUUGCAGAUUGAAAAUUCAAACAAAAUAACAUACCAAGAUCUGAGUGUGCCACUUUAUUCUUUCUUCAUUGAACACUGGAUAUUAUCGAAUGUCAGAACACACCAACCAUCACACCAUGGUCUGAUGGAAUCAUCCAUUUGAUCACAAAUGGAACAUGAUCAGAUUUUGAACAUGGAAGCAAAAGGUUCCGUUCCCAUUGGAGAGAAACAGUGUUGUGUGUGUGGAAAAGGCUUCAGCCAAUCUUCAGAGCUCACAAACCACAAAUGCAGUCACACUGGAGAGAAACUUUGGAAAUGUGACGAUUGUGAGGAGGAAUUCAUGUCUCCAUCUGAGCUGGAGACGCAUCGACGCAGUCACACCAGUAACAGGCCAUUUACCUGUGCAGUGUGUGGGAAAGGAUUCACUCAGUCAUCUAACCUGCUGCAACACCAGCUUGUUCACACUGAGGAAAGACCAUUUCAAUGCCCAGACUGUGGAAAAUGCUUUAAAACCUCCAGGGAUUUGACAUCCCAUCAAUAUGCUCACAUUAAUGAGAGACCUUUUAAAUGUCCAGACUGUGGAAAAUGUUAUAAAACUUCUGGAGACUUGACAUCCCAUCAACAUGCUCAUACUAAUGAGAGACCUUUUAAAUGCCCAGACUGUGGAAAAUACUACAAAACGUCUGGAGACCUGAUGUCCCAUCAACGUGCUCACACAGAGGAGAGACCUUUUAAAUGCCCAAACUGUGGGAUGUGCUAUAAAAGUCCCAGGGACCUGAUGUCCCAUCAACUUGCUCACAAUAAUGAGAGACCUUUUAAAUGUCCAGCAUGUGGAAAAUGCUAUAAAACCUCCAGGGAUCUGCUGUCCCACCAACGUGUUCACUCUGAGGAGAAACCGUUCAGGUGCUCUCUCUGUGGGAUAGGGUUCAGGCGAUCAUCUGACCUCAUGGAGCACCAGCAGGUUCACACUGGGAAGAGACCGUUCAGCUGUUCUGAAUGUGGGAGGGGAUUCACUCGGUCAUCCAACCUGCUGAGACACCAGCAAGUUCACACUACGGAGAGAUCUUUUAAAUGCCCAGACUGUGGUAAAUGCUACACAAGCUCCUGGGGACUGACUUGUCAUCAACGUGUUCACACUGAGGAGAGACCUUUUAAAUGCUCAGACUGUGGGAAAUGCUUUAGGAAUUCUGUGGAACUGAAGUCCCAUCAACGUGCUCACACUGAGGAGAGACUUUUUAAAUGCUCAGACUGUGGGAACCACUAUACAAGUUCCUGGGCACUGUUUUAUCAUCAACGUGUUCAUAUUGAUGAGAGGCCUUUCAAAUGUCUAGUCUGUGGAAAGUUCUAUCGAAGUUCUGUGGAAUUAAUGUCCCAUCAACAUGCUCACAUGAUGAGAGACCUUUCAGGUGCUUUCAUUAUGGGAUUGGGUUCAGGCGAUCAUCUUAACUCUCAGUACACUGGCGACUUCACUAUGGGGACAAAGCAUUUACCUUCUCCAUGUGAGAAAAACAAUUAGCUCACUCAUCAACCCUGCUGAGACCACACUGGGGGACAAACCAUUCACCUGAUUCGUGUGAGGGAAGAAAUUCGGUCACUUACUCGACCCUGCUGAGGCAGCACAGAGUUCACACGUCUCAACAUUGAUUGGACUUUGUUCAUUACAUUCAGGACUGAAAGCAAAAUUUUAAUAUUCUGGAUAAAAGUCAAAUAAACCAGCUUUGUGUGAAACACAGUGUGAUAGCUCAUUGUAAGGAUAUCAUCACAGAGUAUUUGGAAGAGUCAGUACUGCUUCAUCGGGGGAAGUCAAAUCUGUGUUAGAAUUCUUUGAGGAGGUAAUGAGCAACUUAAACAAAGGAGAGCCUGUGGAUGUGAUCUGUUUGGAUUUCCAAAAGGCAUUUGACAAGGUGCCAUAUGCGAAGCUGCUAAAUAAGGUAAGAGUCCUUGGUGUUAAGCACAAGGUGGAUUGAUGAUUGGCUAACUGGAGAAGGCAGAGAUUUGGGAUAAAGGGAUCUUUUUCAGUAUGGCAGUUGGUGAUUAAUGAAGUUCAGCAGACAUCAGUGUUGGGACCACAAAUAGUCAAGUUAUGCAUUAAUGAGCUGGACAAAGGUGGAGGGACAGGUCCUACUGAAGAAGCAGGGAAACAGUAAAAUGACUUGAGCUGGCUGGGUGGGUAGUCAAGGAAGUGGUUGGUGGAAUACAGUGUGGGGAAAAUGUGAGAUCAUACAUUUUGAUUGGAAGAGUAUUUUCUGAACUGGGAAAGGCUUCAGAAAUCUGAAGUGCAAAGGGACUUGGGAGUUCUAAUUCAGUAUUCUCUUAAGUUUGACAUGCAGGUUCAGUUGGUGGUUCGAAAAGCAAAUGCAAUGUAGGCAUUCACGUGAAGAGACAGAGAAAAGAGCAGAGAUAUACUGCUGAGGCAAUAAAAGGCUCUGGUCAGACUGCAUUUGAAAUAUUGAGAGUAGUUUCAGGUCACAUAUCUGAGGAAAGAUGUGCUGGUGAUAGAGGAGGUCCAGAGCAGGUUUGCAAGGUUGAUUGUGGGAAUGAUGGGUUUGUCAUAUACGAACAAUAACGAAUCAUGCAUUAGACAGAAUCAUGUGGGUUCAAAUGAAUCUCUUGAACUGUAUAAAGAGUGUAGGGGCAUUCCUAAGAGGAAGAUCAUGAAGGCAAAAAGCAGAUAUGAGAUAGCCUUAGCAAAUAAGGUAAAGAAUAAUCCAUAGAGAUUCUACAAGUACAUAAAGAACAAGAGAGCAGCUGGAGACCAGCUGUAGGACUCCUUAAAGGUGAAAGAAGUUAUCUUUGUGAUGAACCUGAGGAGAUGGGAGAGAUAUUAAAUUAAUAUUUUACAUCAGUUUUUACUGUGGAAAAUGGAAUGGAAGCUAGAGAACUCCAGGAAUUAAGAAAUAACAUUUUGAAAACAGUUCACAUUACAGAAGAGGAAGUGCUGGAGGUCUUAGAAAAUAAAAAAGUGGAUAAUUCUCCAGUGCAUCCCAGGCAAGUUAGGAGAAAUUUGGAGGGCUCUUUUCAGAAAUAUUUGUAUCACCUAUAAAUACAGAAGAAGUGCUGAAUGACUAACGAGUCACAUUUGUUUUAAAAGGGAUGUAAGGUGAAGCAUGGGAGAUAUAGAUCUGUGAGACUGACUACAGUGGUGGGUACAUUGUUGAGAAUAAUUCUGAAAGACCGGAGUUAAUAUAUAUCUGGAGAGAAAAGGAAUGAUUGGGGUAUACAGCAUGGCUUUAUAGAAAGGAAAUCAUGUCUCUCAAACUUGAGUUUUUUGAGGAGGUAACCAAGAAGAUUGAUGAGGUCCGAGCAGUAGACAGUGUUUACUUGGACUUUGGUAAAGUCUUUGACAGUGUUCCACAUGGUAGUCUAAUUAGUAAAUCAUUAAAGCACAUGGGAUUCAGACUGAGCUUCCCAAUUGGAUACAAAAUUGGUUUAACAGCAGGAGACAAAGACUGGAGGUGGAGGUUGUCUUUUGGACUGGAUGCCUAUGACCAGCGGGGUUCCACAGGGAUCAAUGCUAUGUUCACUUAUUUUGGAGAAGAGUUGUUGCUCAGGUUGUGCAUCAGGUUGUAAAUUUGCUGGCUGAGCUGGUAGACCUGUCCUUCAAUGUUUUGUCAUAUGCUAGGUAACAUCAUCAGUGAGUCUCCAGUGAAGCAUUGGUGUUCUGCCCCACUUGCUGUUUACCUAUACUGGUUUGUUGUGGUAGGUGAUGUCAUUUCCAGUUCUGAGUUAUAGAGUAAUAGAGUCUGAAUGCCAGGUCAAUAGGAAUUCCCGUGCGUGUCUUUGUUUAGUCUGUCGUGGGAUGGAUGAUUGUCUCAGUUGAACUGGUGUCCCUUUUUGUCUGUGUGUAUGGAUACCAGUAGUAGUUGGUCAUGUCACAGUGAGAAAACAGGUAGCCUUAGAUGUGAUACAUUUGCUGCAGGAAAGUGCUUGUUCAGUAGAAUUCUUAGUGUCAAUGGAUCGGUGUAAAUAAGGUGAUAACGUUUGUUCAGUUGUGGAAUGUGUGGCAGUACUUCCUUCUCACGCCAGAGGCUGGAGGCGUGCAUAUUUCACAGAUAACUAAAUUGCGAGUUUAUAUCAAAGACUCUUACCAAAACUUAUACUCUAUAGGAAAAGAACUUGUAAUUUAAUAAGCUGAGUGGAAUAUGCAUGUAAUAGAACAAUCCUGAUGCAUUUUCAUGGAUACCACACUGACCAGAUUUGAAUUAAUGAAGCUCAGUUCCCUCAUUUUGACUGCUCUGGGAAGUGAAUGUCUCAUUAUCCUUACAGGCUAGGAAAACACGGAGGCUGAAAGUUGGAAGAUGUUCAUGUAUGAGUGAGAGAGAGAAAACAUUCCUCUGUAAAUUACAUUCACUGACUGAAGGAUUCAAGGGACACAGAGAGAGAGAACGGAAGAUUAAUCCUUCAUGGUCUGAUUUGAGUGAACACUGGCUUGUCAUGGAUUGAAUGUUUCUAUGUUCCCUGGAGCUCGAGAUCCGGGAAAGUUAAGAAUUUAAUUUGCAUUCUGGUAAUCUAAGAUGAUUUUAAAAGAAAAAGCCAAUUUGCAAGGCAGUGAAACUGGACAUGUUAGCUGAGCAAGGUUACCUCAUGACCUUUCCACGUAGUUUAAGUUUGUCCCUCGUUAUGAUGUACCGAUAAAAGGGAAGUUAUCUAGCCAAAGCAAUCAGCCAUUGGGCCUGGCUGGAUCAGGGUUUCCCACUUUGUGCAUGUAAUUUAAUUAGUCAAGCAUACUCCGACCUGCCAAUGAGUUUCUCUUCCUCUGCAAACUUUUGCCAUUUUAUUGCUGCUCAUUUGAUUAAGGACAUGUGGCGUUUUUGUAAAUGCAAUUUCUGUAUAAAGAUAGCUUGUUUGCAACAAUAAGUAGCCUGAGAGAGGUCUUAGGUGUAAGAGCUGGCCCCGCUACUCUGCUCAAGGUUUUUAGAACCUUAACUCAAGCCUGGUUUGUAGCUAUCUAUAUUAUAGUGUAACAUUGGUGCCAUUGGUAAAUAAAGGUAAUAAUUUAAACUAAA
Messenger RNA from Hemiscyllium ocellatum (epaulette shark), 5051 nucleotides. RefSeq names its product zinc finger protein 501-like. Gene Ontology annotation, biological process: regulation of transcription by RNA polymerase II. NCBI's taxonomy places the organism in Eukaryota, Metazoa, Chordata, Chondrichthyes, Orectolobiformes, Hemiscylliidae. The record is from RefSeq and is a predicted model, not a curated record. The transcript has 3 exons. Gene Ontology annotation, molecular function: DNA-binding transcription factor activity, RNA polymerase II-specific; RNA polymerase II cis-regulatory region sequence-specific DNA binding. Bases 215 to 1561 code for a protein of 448 amino acids.